Spinacia oleracea (spinach) is the source of this 1620-nucleotide messenger RNA. Its product is annotated as rhomboid-like protein 15. Bases 191 to 1408 code for a protein of 405 amino acids. Gene Ontology annotation, cellular component: membrane. Gene Ontology annotation, molecular function: serine-type endopeptidase activity; protein binding. The record is from RefSeq and is a predicted model, not a curated record. Lineage: Eukaryota; Viridiplantae; Streptophyta; Magnoliopsida; Caryophyllales; Amaranthaceae. The transcript has 13 exons.
UGCCACAAACAACACUACCGACCCGGUUGAAGAGACGAAGACCCAGAAAGAUUCUUUUACCGGAAAAAAAUUGACUUCUACAAGAAAUCAAAAAAACUUAAAAAAGGAAUGGUGAUCUAAGAAAACACUACUCCAUAAGAGAGAGCUUUCUUCACUUCCUCGGGUACUCUGAAUUCUGUUCACUGACGAAAUGAGACCUAACAUUGUUUCCGAGGCGAGUGUUACUACUCGGAUCAGUCAAUGGUGGGAAGGGAUUCCAUUCAUCACAUCUGCUGUGGUUGCUAUUUGUGCAGCUAUCUACUUGGUUUGUCUUUUGGUUGGCUAUGACUCCUUCGCCGAGAUAUGCUUCUUGCCUCCAGCAAUCUUAUCGCAGUUUCAAGUUUACAGGAUAUACACCUCCGUUCUGUUUCAUGGUUCAUUCCUACAUGUCUUCUUCAAUAUGUUAGCACUAGUUCCUUUGGGUUCUGAGCUGGAAAGGAUCAUGGGUUCUGUACGCCUUUUGUACACGACAUUGUUAUUGGCUCUAAGCAAUGCUGUAAUUCAUCUUCUUAUCGCACUGUUGGUAGCACACAACCCUUUCCACCCUUACACGUUUCUUAUGAAUGAGUGUGCCAUAGGCUUUUCAGGAAUUCUCUUUUCUAUGAUUGUUAUAGAGACAAGUUUGAGUGGAGUUCACUCCAGAAGUGUUUUUGGACUCUUCAAUGUGCCUGCUAAAUGGUAUCCUUGGAUCCUGUUGUUGGUCUUUCAGCUACUCUUGACUAAUAUCUCGUUCCUUGGACAUCUUAGUGGCAUUUUAUCUGGGUUUGCUUAUACUUAUGGGCUAUUCAACCUUUUUAUACCUGGAACUUCCUUCUUUUCUGGCAUUGAGACUUCGACAUGGCUUUCAGCCUGUGUGAGGCGGCCUAAGUUCAUCUUAUGCUCAGGUGGGAACUCUUCGGGAUACAUUCCUACAUAUUCUAGUUCGAACUCCACUUCAGGUUGGGGCAGUGGUUCAGCUACUACAAACCUAUGGAGUCAUCUGUCUUCGUUGAUGCCACAGAGAGAUACUUCCUCACAGAAUGUGCAGUCAACAGAUUCAACACAAGAUACCCGCUUUCCCGGUAGGGGGAGGACUCUUAGCGCUCCAAGAAGUGAGACAGCUGCUACUGAUUCAAACCUGCAAACCAGGCUUUUGGACAAUGCAGGCUCAAAUGGUGUCAAUUCUGGAGGUGAAAGGCCAGCGGUUGUAAAUAAUGUCACAGAGCCAAUCAGUUCUCCACAGCAGCAACAGGCAUUGGUUGUUUCUGAAGAAGAUAUUCAAAAGCUCGUCGCCAUGGGUUUUGAUAAGACUCAAGUGGAAGUUGCCCUAGCUGCAGCUGAUGGAGAUCUGGAUGUAGCUGUUGAAAUUCUAAUGACACAACAGGGAUAAUGCAAUUCACUUACAGGCUAACUUCCUCAAAGACAGCUGCCUGAGAUCAUAGUUUUGUUUCUUGAAAUUUUAGUGUAUGUAUAGUUAGUUGUUUAUGGUUUGUAAUUCUUACAAUACUUUGGACAACAGUUGAAUACGAUCAACACCAUAACUUUCUCUGUAUGAACAACCUGAUUUUAUUACUUGAAUCAGACACAUAAAUUCAAUGUGAA